AAAAACUGUCUAAAAAACUUGCUCUCAAUGAUAUUGACGUCUAAUCCUGUCACGUGAUACAACACUAAACAUAAUGGAAAACUUAUAAAAAUUCAUCAUGUUGCGGAUUCUAACCAAACAAUUUCGUUUCGCUCAGCCGGCUUUUCUAAUAGAAUUUCAGGGCAAUACAUUUUCCAAGUUGCGUCUUCUUUCCAUCCAACACUCUUCAAAAAAUGAACUAAAAAGACGAUUAAAAGCUGAGCAGAAGUUAAAAGAGAAGGCGGAGAAGGAAGCGAAAGUUCUGGAGACGCAACCUAAAAAUAAAUCUGAUGAGAAAAAGUCAGCAUUAAAUGAGGAGGAAAUUAGUCCCAAUGAAUAUUUUAAAAUACGAUCGCAGGCUGUUAGCCAGUUGAAAACAUCGGACAAGCACCCUUACCCGCACAAAUUCCACGUGUCAAUCUCCCUAGAAAAAUUCAUAGAAAAUUACUCGGAGAGUCUGAAGGACGGUGACGUCCUAGAGAAAGAAGAGUGCAGCAUCGCCGGCCGUGUUCAUGCAAUUCGCGAAUCUGGGUCGAAAUUAUUUUUCUACGAUCUCCGAGGCGAAGGCACAAAGGUCCAGGUGAUGGUGAAUGCCAAGAGGUUCUCCAGCGAGGAGGAAUUUUUGAAGCAGACGAGCAAAAUUAGACGUGGUGAUAUUAUUGGAGUGGUGGGAUGUCCAGCGAAAACCAAGAAGGGAGAAUUCUCAAUCGUGCCAAAGAAAAUUGAACUUCUCAGUCCUUGUCUGCACAUGCUUCCUCAUUUACAUUUUGGUCUGAAAGACAAGGAAACACGGUUUCGUCAACGAUUCUUGGAUCUGAUUCUCAAUGACAACGUUCGGCAGACGUUUUACGUUCGGGCAAAAAUAAUCGCCUACAUUCGCAGAUUUUUGGAUGAACAAGGCUUCCUCGACGUCGAAACGCCGAUGAUGAAUAUGAUCGCUGGAGGAGCGACUGCGAAGCCUUUUGUCACUCAUCACAAUGAUCUCAACUUGGAUCUCUUCAUGCGAAUCGCGCCCGAACUUUACCUCAAAAUGCUGGUAGUUGGGGGAAUAGACCGAGUGUACGAAAUCGGGAAGCAAUUUAGAAACGAAGGAAUAGACAUGACUCACAAUCCAGAGUUCACGACCUGUGAAUUUUAUAUGGCCUAUGCGGACUACAAUGAUCUGAUUCGAAUAACCGAGGAAAUGAUAUCUGGAAUGGUGAAGAGCAUUCACGGAAGUUACAAGGUGACCUACCACCCGGAUGGACCGGAAGGUGAAGCCGUGGAGGUGGAUUUCACGCCUCCCUUCAAACGAGUUUCCAUGAUCAAGACUCUGGAAGAGGUGCUCAACACUUCCUUUCCUAAACCCGAGGAUUUGGGGAGUCAGGAAGCUUGGAAAGUCCUGAGCGAUAUUUGCGUCAAGCACGAUAUCGAGUGUCCACCUCCGAGGACAACUGCUCGAUUAUUGGACAAGCUAGUGGGUGAAUUUAUUGAGGAGAAAUGCAUCAAUCCAACUUUCAUAAUGGACCAUCCGGAGAUAAUGUCUCCAUUGGCGAAAUAUCAUCGUUCGGAGAAAGGCUUGACUGAGAGGUUCGAGCUUUUUAUUAUGAAGAAGGAAGUUUGCAACGCGUACACGGAAUUGAACGAUCCAAUGGUUCAAAGAGAAAGGUUCGCCCAACAAGCCAAAGACAAAGCAGCAGGAGACGACGAGGCACAGCUGAUCGACGAGACUUUCCUGAAAGCUUUGGAAUAUGGAUUACCUCCAACGGCCGGAUGGGGACUUGGAAUUGACAGGCUCACCAUGUUCCUCACAGAUUCAAAUAACAUAAAGGAAGUCCUGUUCUUCCCAGCAAUGAAACCUGACGACCCCAAUAAGAACAAAGAAGCUGCUGACGAAAAUGCAAUAAGCAAUAGUCUUCCGGAGAAAUGAAUGGUUACUGACGAACAAUUUGUUUAUUUAUACUUCGAGAUUGCUAAUAAAUUAACAAAAAAUAAAA
Messenger RNA from Belonocnema kinseyi, 1994 nucleotides. RefSeq names its product lysine--tRNA ligase (gene LysRS). Lineage: Eukaryota; Metazoa; Arthropoda; Insecta; Hymenoptera; Cynipidae. Gene Ontology annotation, molecular function: ATP binding; tRNA binding; lysine-tRNA ligase activity. Bases 98 to 1927 code for a protein of 609 amino acids. Gene Ontology annotation, cellular component: mitochondrion; cytosol; aminoacyl-tRNA synthetase multienzyme complex. The transcript has 9 exons. Gene Ontology annotation, biological process: lysyl-tRNA aminoacylation. The record is from RefSeq and is a predicted model, not a curated record.